Quercus robur (English oak) is the source of this 1362-nucleotide messenger RNA. Its product is annotated as NAC domain-containing protein 83. Gene Ontology annotation, biological process: regulation of DNA-templated transcription. The coding region runs from base 377 to 1147 and encodes 256 amino acids. The record is from RefSeq and is a predicted model, not a curated record. Gene Ontology annotation, molecular function: DNA binding. The transcript is spliced from 3 exons. Lineage: Eukaryota; Viridiplantae; Streptophyta; Magnoliopsida; Fagales; Fagaceae.
AACCAAGCUCACAACAUCUUCAAACACCCCACCCUUCCUCUCUUAACCUUUUUUUUUCUUUGGUUUGGGGCUUUGUGCCUCAAUUAAUAAAUUUCUCUCUCACCCUUUUCUUUCUUGUUCUUCUUGUUUCUUCUUGUCCUUGUUGAUGACCUUUGUUAUUUAUUCCCAUCCCCCCUACACUUUUAUUGGGCUAUAAAAAGUCAGCUUGAGUUGCUUCAAUUGUAGCUCAGUUGGGUUGAGUUAAAAAUAUAUAUUGAGAGAUAAAAUAGGCUAAAGUUUAUUUUGAAGGCUAUAUAAUUAGUUUGUUUUUUUGAAGGCUGAGUUUUAGUUUUUUUUAAGGGUGUUUGUACUCUCUUUUUUCUUUUGGUUUUAAGAGAUGGAGAAGCUUAACUUUGUUAAGAAUGGUGUGCUAAGAUUGCCUCCUGGAUUUCGAUUCCACCCAACAGAUGAGGAGCUUGUUGUUCAGUACUUGAAGCGCAAGGUGUUUUCGUGCCCUUUACCUGCCUCUAUCAUUCCUGAAGUCGAUGUUUGCAAGUUUGAUCCUUGGGAUUUGCCAGGUGAUUUGGAGCAAGAGAGGUACUACUUCAGCACAAGGGAAGCCAAGUAUCCCAAUGGGAACCGAUCCAACAGAGCCACAGGUUCUGGUUACUGGAAAGCCACCGGAAUUGACAAGCAAAUUGUAACUUCAAGGGGCAACCAAGUUGUGGGGAUGAAGAAAACUCUGGUUUUUUAUAGAGGAAAACCCCCACACGGUUCUAGGACUGAUUGGAUUAUGCAUGAGUAUCGCUUUGUUACUGCUGAAACCUCACCCUCAAAUGCCCCACAAAACAAGACCUCAACCGAGAGCUCUGUGGUUCCAAUGGAGAAUUGGGUUCUCUGCCGCAUAUUUUUGAAGAAAAGAAGUAAUAAAAGCGAGGAUGACAAUGUACAAACCGGGAAGGAAAACACUGUUGGAAAACUCAGGACUACUAAGCCUGUUUUCUAUGACUUCAUGACAAAGGGGAGGACUGAUUUGAAUGUUGCCCCUGCUUCCUCUUCUUCAGGUUCAAGUGGAGUCACCGAGGUCUCUUCUAAUGAAUCAGAUCACGAAGAAAGCAGUAGUUGCAAUAGUUUCCCCCACUUUAGAAGAAAACCAACUAGUUUAUAAAUCUUCUUACUAGUUCUUUGUACCAGUAAGUAAAAUUGGGCAAAUCUGAUUUCAUAUCAGUAAGUUUCUAUGUCUCCUAUAUGUGAUCAUCACUUAAUCGGCAUCAAAUUGUCUUUAGAAACGUCGAGAGCCAUGGAUGUUAACGUCUUGGUACUUUGUAAUCAAAUCCCAAAUCUUCAAAAUUAUGGUAUCAAUCUGUAUUUGCAUUUGAAACA